GUGGAAGGAGAAGGCGGUGGCUGAGGGUGUUCGGGAGGUUCCGGGCUCGGAGUCAGGGCUCCUGGUGCCAUGGGCCGGGCUGGGGUGUGCUAAGGGGACGCGGGGUGGGUCAUGGCCGGCUCUCGGGCCGCCGCCGCCGCGUCGGCAGGGCCCACGGCUUCUUCGAACAGCCCACCUCCGCAGGAGCCGGGGCUCGGGGAGCUGCUGGAGGAGUUUUCCCGGACUCAGUACCGGGCCAAGGACUGCGGCGGGACGGGCGGCUCUAAGGUUGAACGCAUUGAGAAGAGAUGUCUGGAGCUGUUUGGCCGAGACUACUGUUACAGUGUGAUCCAAAAUGUGAACGGGGAUAUCUGCGGCCACUACCCACAGCACAUCGUGUUCCUGGAGUAUGAAAGUGCUGAGAAGGAGAAAGACACGUUUCAAAGCACCGUGCAAGUGAGCAAGUUGCAAGACCUCGUCAACCGCAGCAAGAUGGCCAGAUGCAGAGGACGGUUUGUCUGUCCAGUGAUCCUGUUUAAGGGCAAGCACAUUUGCAGAUCAGCCACACUGGCUGGAUGGGGGGAAUUGUAUGGACGCACUGGCUACAACUACAUUUUCUCAGGGGGUGCAGACGAUGCCUGGGCAGAUACAGAGGACAUCACAGAGGAGGACUGUGCUCUUCGAAGUUCCGACACACAUCUUUUUGAUAAGGUCAGAGGUUAUGACAUCAAGCUGCUUCGGUACUUGUCUGUCAAAUACAUCUGUGAUCUGAUGGUGGAGAACAAGAAGGUGAAAUUUGGUAUGAAUGUAACCUCCUCUGAGAAGGUGGACAAAGCCCAGCGCUAUGCCGACUUCACUCUCCUGUCCGUCCCGUAUCCAGGCUGUGAAUUUUUCAAGGAAUAUAAGGAUCGGGAUUACAUGGCUGAGGGGCUCAUUUUUAACUGGAAGCAGGACUACGUUGAUGCCCCCCUGAGCAUCCCCAACUUCCUGACAUGCUCUCUGAACAUUGACUGGAGCCAGUAUCAGAGUUGGGACCUGGUGCAACAAACACAAAACUACCUGAAACUGCUGCUUUCCAUAAUUAACAGCGACGACGACAGCGGGCUGCUGGUACACUGUAUCUCAGGCUGGGAUCGGACCCCCCUCUUCAUCUCUCUCCUGCGCCUUUCCUUGUGGGCUGAUGGGCUGAUCCACACAUCCCUGAAGCCUGCUGAGAUGCUCUACCUAACUGUGGCCUAUGACUGGUUCCUCUUUGGACACAUGUUGGCAGAUCGGCUCAGCAAAGGAGAGGAGAUUUUCUUCUUCUGCUUCAAUUUUUUGAAGCAUAUCAUCUCUGAGGAGUACUCUGCUCUGAAGACACCGAGGAGGAAGAGUUUACCAGCCCAGGAUGUAGGCUUCACCCUGGAAGAUCUCUGCAUGCUGAGACGAAAGGACCGUGGCAGUACCACCAGCCUUGGCAGUGACUUCUCUUUGGUCAUGGAGAGCUCCCCAGGAGCUGCUGGGAGCUUCCCCUAUGAGGCCGUGGAGCUGGUCCCUGCAGGAGCACAGACUCAGGCAGCUUGGAGGAAGAGCCACUCAUCCUCUCCACAGAGUGUGCUCUGGAACUGGCCACAGCCCCUGGAGGACUGCCUGCCUUCCCACCAGGGGCUGGUGGAAGCCAAAUCUUCCAGCUCCUCAUCCUCAAACCAUUCUGACAACUUUUUCAGGAUGGGUAGCAGUCCCCUGGAGGUCCCCAAACCCAGAUCUCCAUCUGAAAAAGGCCUGAUGAAGCUGUCAAGUUGCCUACCUGAUUCAUCCCUUCCCUCUGGGCAUAGCCAAUCAGUGGACCAUCCCCUGCCCGGAUCCUCUCUCUCCACAGACUUUGGCAGCUGGCAGAUGGUCACAGGCUGUGGCAGUAUUCAGGAACGGGCUGUCCUGCACCCAGACUCCUCUCUCCCUUUCAGCUUCCCGGAUGAGCUCCCUAACAGUUGUCUGCUUGCAGCCCUGAGUGAGCGGGAGACUCGGCUGCAGGAAGUCCGCUCAGUCUUCUUGGCUGCAUACAGCAGCACAGUGGGGCUUCGGGCAGCAGCCCCCAGUCCCUCUGGUGCCAUCGGGGGCCUGCUGGAACAGUUUGUCCGUGGGGUCGGACUUCGGGGCACAAGCAGCAACACGUUAUGAGGCAGCCAGGAUGUGACAGUUUCCUGUUCCUCUCUCACCUGAGCCCUGAGUGGAAUCAAAGCCAUGCCUGGCCAAGGGGUACUUGAAGGCCAGGGGAAAUCUCCUUACUCCCCGUUCUCCGUCAUGCACCUGGCAGCCCCAGAGUCAAGCAGGGCCCAGGACAGGGCUCUCCAAACCCCAGCUUCCUGACAAGUGACUGCUACCCCUCUUGUCAUUGCCUCCCACCCACCCUAGUCUUUGCUGGGAUUUCCAUCAACUUUAAGGACUGGGUGGGGGGUUUUCCUUGUGGCUUUGUGGAGGCCUGGACUUCACGAAAGACACCUCCCUCCCCUUCCCAUUCUUGUUCCCUGGGGAGGAAGGGGUCGCCUGCACUGAGAAUGAGGCAGUUUGACACAGAUCCACAAAAUAAAUUCCGUCUUUUUGAACAGCU
This is a messenger RNA of Manis pentadactyla (Chinese pangolin), 2566 nucleotides long. RefSeq names its product myotubularin related protein 14 (gene MTMR14). The transcript has 20 exons. Gene Ontology annotation, biological process: dephosphorylation. Gene Ontology annotation, molecular function: phosphatidylinositol-3-phosphate phosphatase activity. Bases 112 to 2136 code for a protein of 674 amino acids. The record is from RefSeq and is a predicted model, not a curated record. NCBI's taxonomy places the organism in Eukaryota, Metazoa, Chordata, Mammalia, Pholidota, Manidae.